Molecule: messenger RNA, 537 nt
Organism: Didymodactylos carnosus
Lineage: Eukaryota; Metazoa; Rotifera; Eurotatoria; Philodinida; Philodinidae
Source: the annotation of a GenBank genome assembly
AUGUCAUCAAAUGUCCAUUCUCUUUUGCAUAUACACGAAAGUUUAAGACGUAUGGGUCCAACGUACCAAUAUGGUACAUUUAAUUUUGAAAAUAUUGCAGGGUUAUCAAUGAAAAUGGCUCAUGGAACAACACAUUUUGAACAUCAAAUAAUCCAUGAUUUAUAUUAUUUUCGUGAAGCAAUACAUCAUACACAAUCACCAGAUUUUCCAUUAAAAUUGUUUAAUCUUAUUCAACAAUUAAUGAAUCGAAAAAGCUUUAUAAUUAGUGAUGGUUUUAAUAUACGUUUAUCAAAGACAACAAAUCUUAAUUAUAAUAAAUUUUCUGAUGAUUAUCAUAUUAAUCAACAACAUGUGAAUGAUGUUACAGAUAUAAUUAAAAUAUUUCUACAAUCAACAACAUUGCAUGAUGCUGCUUAUAUUAAAAACGUACGAUAUUCUACAUUGUUAUCCACUUUGGUCGACAAGGCAGUGAUGCCUGUAUUAGAUUUAUAUUUUCUUCAUCAGAACAACGAAUUGGACUUAUUACAGCUAUUAUAA